ACAUCUUGACUGCUGCAAAGAGCAGAGAUGCUUCCCAGAAUUCUCUGCAAGACAGCGACUUCUGGAAUGGAUUUAGAUACUUGUGCUAUUGUUUUUAAUAGUGGGACAUAAAGUAGACAGGACUUAGGAAAGCACUUUUAUUUGGGAAAAGUAGGACUAUUUGUUGUAUAAUGUUACCAUAAACUCAUAUAGCUAAUUGCACAUCUGCAAAUGCAAUAAUCGGUAACUGGAGUACGCUUCAGGCCACCAUUAUAUUUUGUGAUACCGUCUUUUAAUUUUUCGCUGAACUGGUUUGCCUGAUUAGCUAUGCGACUAGAAAGUGUUAACUAGUUAUCUAGCUAUCUAGCUAACGUUAGCUAAAAAAGCAAAACGCCAACCUAUAGCGCUAACCAGUCCACCAAUUUCCCUAUUGAAAGUUAACUAUUUUUUAUUUUAGCAUGAACUAGCUAGGUCAGUUGACUACACUAGCUAUAGCUAGUAAAAAAAAAUGCUACGUUAGCAAACAGAAGAUCCCUUCCGUAUUUAACUAACAUUACAAUUUCCGCGAGUGUGGCGUGACAGUCAGCAGAUGAAGUGACAGAAAAUUUUGUUCUGUUCUUGGAAAGAAAAAAAAACAAAACACUCGUAUUUCAUAUUGCAAUUUCGUAUAGCACGGUAACGCAAAAUGUCUGAAUAUACACCAAAGUUGCAGGUCCAGCUGAAUGAAAGAUUAAUGAAAUUAAAAGAACGUUUUGUGCAGAAGUUUGGGAAAACGCCUCUUUUUUAUGCGUAUGCUCCUGGACGAGUAAAUUUAAUAGGAGAGCAUAUUGACUAUUGUGGAUAUGCUGUGCUCCCGAUGGCAAUUGAGCAAAAUAUCCUGGCUGCAGUUUCAGUGGAUGAGUCUCAAACUAUACAACUGGCAAAUGCAAACCCUCAGUACAACGAUAUCACCGUGUCUACUGGAGACCUUAAGAUUGACAGAGCCAACCCUCAAUGGCAGUAUUAUUUUCUUUGUGGAGUUAAAGGAGUACAGGAGCUCCUGGGCCUGGCUGCUCCAGUUGGGAUGCAGUGUGUAGUGGAUGGGACUGUGCCUCCCAGUUCAGGCCUGUCCAGCUCCAGCGCCCUGGUGUGCUGUGCUGGCCUCCUCACUGCAGAGGCCAACCGCAAGACUUUAACAAAGGUGGUGCUGGCUGAGACCUGUGCCCGAAGUGAACGCUACAUUGGCACAGAGGGAGGGGGCAUGGACCAGUCCAUUUCUUUCUUGGCAGAGGAAGGAACUGCGAAGCUCAUAGAGUUCAACCCGCUGCGCUCGACAGAUGUGAAGCUCCCGGGCGGGGCCGUGUUCGUCAUCGCUAAUUGCUGUGUGGAAAUGAACAAGGCCGCCACGUCUCACUACAACAUCCGGGUGGUGGAGUGCCGGAUCGCCACCAAGGUGCUGGCCAAGAGCAGAGGCCUGGACUGGAGCAGACUGAUGAAGCUGGGGGAGGUGCAGCCGGAGCUGGGAGCCUCCCUGGAGGAGAUGGUGCAGAUAGUGGAGGAGGUGCUACACCAGGAGCCCUACAGCAGGGAGGAGAUCUGCCAGUGUCUGGGGAUCACUUUAGAAUGUCUCUGUAAUGACAUCCUGAGUCCCAACACUCAGCAUGUGACCCAGUUCAAGCUGUACCAGCGGGCCAAGCACGUGUACGGCGAGGCGGGGCGGGUGCUGCGCUUUAAGGCUGUGUGUGACCGGGCGGGGGCCCAGGCCAUCCAGGAGCUGGGGGAGCUGAUGCGGGACAGCCAUGCCAGCUGCAGGGACCUGUACGAGUGCAGCUGCCCUGAGCUGGACCAGCUGGUGGACACCUGCCUGCAGUCGGGUGCUGUCGGUUCUCGUCUCACAGGAGCAGGCUGGGGGGGCUGUGUGGUUUCCAUGGUUCCCGUGGACGCGCUGGACUCCUUCCUCCAGAGAGUGCGAGAGUCGUACUACCAGCCCGACGCGCGCCGCGCGGCUCUGGAGAAACAGAGUCUGUUUGUGACAAAGCCCGGCGGGGGAGCAGCCAUUCUGUUUCAGGCGUAGCAGUGUCACAGCAUCCGCCGUGUCCUGUUAAAGGUCCACACGCAUCCAGCGCAGGGGUUAGUAUCUAAAACAUCCGCAAAGAGCAGUGACAUAAGUACUGCCCCCAGAUGCAUACUUUUACCAAAAUUGCAGUUGUUUUACUCGGAACAGUAUGAAACAGAAAUCGAAAGGUCCGGGAUGAUCUGAAAAGCUCAAAGACGCGUGCGGGCCUUUAAUAUGUUACUGUCACAGGCAUGCGUAUUGGAAUGAUUCGCUACAUAGUGCCUAUUCAGAUUAUGGGAAUUCUAAAAUGGAAAUUAGGUGGGAGAAUCUACAAGUCAUUUCUUUGUAAUGAAGGGAAAAAAGAGGUUUGGCCUUUCAUACACUCUUUUGUUCUAUAGAACCAACAUUCCUGUGGGCGCAGUGGUGCAAUAAAGUUUGCGGUUUCUAUUUUCAUUUUCACACAUAUCUUGUAAAAGCCUACUAUAACUACAUGUGCGCAUUAAAAUCAAUUAAAUGAAAUAUUUUGCAUUUAAUAAUAUUAACCUUGUCAUGAGGAUAAGCGGGUUAGGAUAAUGAAUGAAUGAAUGAACCUUGUCAUGGAAGUACAGUAGAUUGAAUGGAAUAUGUAAGAAGUGACAGUCCCACCCUUGUCACUGCAAUUACACAAUACAGUGGAAGAUGCCUUUUAUAACAUUCACAUUAAAUUGUAUAUUUCAGCACAAAGCUUUACAAAUGAUGACUAACUCAGUAUAUCAGUUAAUUCAGUCAAAAUGGUAGAUUUGCUGAAUACUGCUGAAUAUACACUUACUGAGCACUUUAUUAGGUACACCUACUUAUUCAUGCCAUUAUCUCAUCAGCCAAUCGUGGCAGCAGUGCAAUGCAUUAAAUCAUGCAGAUACGGGUCAAGAGCUUCAGUUAAUGUUCACAUCGACUGCUCUCCUUGGAUUUUCACGCAGACCUGUCUCUAGAGUUUACUCAGAAUGGUGCGAAAAACACAAAACAACCAGUGAGCGGCAGUCCUGCAGACAGAAACGCCAGCAUGAUAAUGCAUCAUGUCACAAAGCAAAAGUAAUCUCAAACUGGUUUCAUGAACAUGAAAAAUGAGUUCAGUGUUCUUCAAUGGCUUCCCUACUCACCUGAUCUGAAUCCAGUAGAUCAUGUUUUCAACAUCUUGUGGAACCCAUGGCAUGAAGAAUUGAGGCUGUUUUGAGAGCAAAGGCACAAUGAAAAGGUUUAUUAUUCGCUGUAGGUACUACAGAUACAGGUGGCGAUGGGCCAUGGUCCUUCCAGCUGAAGUGGGGGGGUGAGGGAUGUUUGCCUUAAGGGAUCAUUAUUACAUGCUGUAAACUGCACGCUGCCCCAAAAGUGGCACAGCCAAAAUCUUGCUAGCUGUUGUGUUCUUUCAUCAGCAUCACACAUUUAAAUGAAAAGCUGUCCGUAUGAAAAGAUUACAAUGUUCUUGUUGCAGGCUCAGAAGGGGUGAAAAGUUAUCUCUGGCUUUUGAUACCGUUUAAUACAUUUUUUAAUGCUUGUGUGAUGGACUAUUAAAUUAAGUAUGUGAAUAGGAUGGUCUUAUGUAUGCAAUACUUUUAUGUAUGAAAGAUUAAUGUAUGAUUCAAGACAGACUUUGUGCUUUUAAAUCAUAAAUAUAAUAAAAAGUCAGAAUCUA
Conger conger (European conger) is the source of this 3683-nucleotide messenger RNA. RefSeq names its product galactokinase 2 (gene galk2). Gene Ontology annotation, molecular function: galactokinase activity; ATP binding. The record is from RefSeq and is a predicted model, not a curated record. The transcript has 10 exons. Gene Ontology annotation, biological process: carbohydrate phosphorylation; galactose metabolic process. Gene Ontology annotation, cellular component: cytosol; cytoplasm. Bases 665 to 2032 code for a protein of 455 amino acids. NCBI's taxonomy places the organism in Eukaryota, Metazoa, Chordata, Actinopteri, Anguilliformes, Congridae.